CCUGCCUUUUGUGGUCUGAAGCUAGAGACCUGCAUAUAGUGCCUCAGCCACAAGGCUGUACAAGUGAGAUUCAGGGUCUAUUAAAAAAAAGUUGGGUGGGAUCUGAAGCAGAGGCCUCCUGGUGGGAUCCAUGGUGUUGGCCGAGUGCCAGCAGUGCGCUCCUGAUUGCUUCAGUUUGAAAACCUGAUAGCUGGGCCCUACCAGAGUCUAAGGAGUGCAGCAUUUGCCUUGGGGGACAGGAUCAGGACCACGGACAGCGUCACGGGCUUGCCUCCAACUAGAGAGAAGCGAAGCCCUGGGAUUAGCCGGGUCUGAGGAUCACCCCUGCUCACUACUAGAUGUUCUCAGCGGAACUGAGGGCACACGUGGAUCCUGGGGCAAUCUUUUGGCCCUGCCUGCGUUCCAUGCCACUUCUAGCGCUGCCCCAGGGAUACGAGGUCUAGUGUCCAGUGAGGUGUCCCUCUGGGGCUUGGAGCUGCCACUGUCAUUGUUUCUACAAUCAGUGAUGUUCUCCACUGACGUCAGAUGGAGCUGUCGUGGUGCUAUAUAAGGCUGGCUGCAGUCCGGGACAGACCCCGUGGUCCCCGAGGCGCCUUCAGACCGCCCCAAGGCACAGACACUGGAGGUCCGCCUAGCACCAGCAGACACUCCGCUCUCCGACAACCUGGCCCGCGGCACCAUGAGGCAGGCAGGACGUGUGGCACUGGUGGUGGGGCUGCUGCUCCUGGCGCAACUGCGCCCCGGGAACAGCCAGUGGAGUCCGGCAUCAGCGGCGGUGGCAGCGGCUGCUGGGGUCCAGGACCCGAGUCUGCGAUGGAGCCCGGGGACUCGGAGCCAGGGCGGUGGAGCCCGAGCGCUCCUUCUGCUGCUGGCGGAGCGCUUCCCGCGCCGUGUGGGGCUCACUGGCUGGGGCCCCGGAACGGCGGGUGAGCGGCCGCGACGGGACGACCCUCCACUGUCCAUUGACCUCACCUUCCACCUCCUGCGGACCCUGCUGGAGCUGGCCCGGACACAGAGCCAGAGGGAGCGCGCUGAGCAGAACCGCAUCAUAUUCGACUCCGUGGGCAAGUGAUGGCCGGGUCUGGGGCGCAGAAACCUUGUCCCUUUCCCCCACCCCGGGGCUGGCCCGAACACUACCGGAACUGACCCAGUCCCGCGGUGCGGAGUAGUCCGGAGACAUCCUGAGCUCUCUGUGUGCCUUUUUUUUUUUUUUUUU
Molecule: messenger RNA, 1216 nt
Organism: Octodon degus (degu)
Lineage: Eukaryota; Metazoa; Chordata; Mammalia; Rodentia; Octodontidae
Gene: Ucn
Product: urocortin
Exons: 2
Coding region: 680-1072 (130 amino acids)
Biological process (GO): negative regulation of feeding behavior
Cellular component (GO): extracellular region
Molecular function (GO): hormone activity
Source: RefSeq, a predicted model, not a curated record